AAGCACUUCAAAGUUGUAAGGGCUCACGAGGAGAUAACUCAUCUCAACGUCGAGAUUGCACGGCUCCAUGCAUGGAUCGAUCAAGAGGAUGCUCAUCUUUCGUCAGUUGCCACCUCACUUCUCGCAUCCAAUCCACUACUCAGUCAAGAAGUUCAACAUCGAUAUGAAGAACGUCAUCGGGUGAACAAUGUUCACCGUGCAAGACUACAAGUCAUUUAUGACUUACCAGGUUACAGUGGG
Suillus discolor is the source of this 240-nucleotide messenger RNA. RefSeq lists its product as uncharacterized. The annotation marks the transcript as partial. The transcript has a single exon. NCBI's taxonomy places the organism in Eukaryota, Fungi, Basidiomycota, Agaricomycetes, Boletales, Suillaceae. The record is from RefSeq and is a predicted model, not a curated record.